Messenger RNA from Centropristis striata (black sea bass), 3928 nucleotides. It is a transcript of the gene shkbp1, whose product is annotated as SH3KBP1 binding protein 1. Gene Ontology annotation, biological process: protein homooligomerization. The coding region runs from base 105 to 2699 and encodes 864 amino acids. The record is from RefSeq and is a predicted model, not a curated record. Gene Ontology annotation, molecular function: protein binding. The transcript is spliced from 17 exons. NCBI's taxonomy places the organism in Eukaryota, Metazoa, Chordata, Actinopteri, Perciformes, Serranidae.
CGCGACAGGAAGUUGGGAUGAAAACAAGAACGGAAACUGAAUUCAUCCUGAAAAUGGAUUAAGAUUUGAAAGUGUUGUUUUUGAAGGCGUAACAAACCCUUCAGAUGAUGUCUAACACGGCGAGGAGCGGAGACAUCAUCCACCUGAACGUCGGGGGGAAGAGAUUCAGUACCUCCCGACAAACACUGACGUGGGUCCCUGACUCCUUUUUCUCCAGCCUGCUGAGCGGUCGGAUCUCGACUCUGAAGGAUGAAACUGGAGCUAUCUUCAUCGACAGAGACCCCUCUCUGUUCGCUACCAUCCUCAACUUCCUGCGGACCAAAGAGCUGCAUCCCCGCUCCAUCAACGUGCACAUGCUCAUGCACGAGGCUGAGUUCUACGGCAUCACGCCGCUUGUGCGUAAGCUGCAGCUGUGUGACGAGCUGGACCGAUCGUCCUGUGGGAACGUGCUGUUCAACGGCUACCUGCCUCCACCAGUGUACCCAGCGAAGCGGCGUAACCGUCACAGCGUGGCGGGAUCGCAGUUCAUGGCAGGCCGAGUGGCGCCGGCAGAGAGAGUGCCUGUCAGACGCAGCAACACCAUGCCGCCAAACCUGGGGAACUCUGGGAUCCUGGGCAGAGCGAGUACGGAGGAAAGGACGCCUGGAGGUCAGUUAUCAGACACCGGCAUGGUUCGGAUCAUUUGUGGUCAUCACAACUGGAUCGCUGUGGCGUACGCACAGUUUGUCGUCUGUUACAGGGUGAAGGAGUCCACUGGCUGGCAGCAGGUCUUUACCUCUCCUCGUCUGGACUGGGUGAUCGACAGAGUCGCGCUCAACGCCAAAGUGAUGGCUGGCUCCCUGGGAGACAACGACAAGAUGGUGGCUGUCGCCUCGGGGACGGAGAUCAUCCUGUGGGCCAUCUGCCCCGACGGCAACGGGAACGAGAUCGGCGUCUUCAGUCUGAACGUGCCGGUGGAGGCGCUCUUCUUCGUUGGUAACCAGCUGAUCGCCACCAGCCACACUGGGAAGGUCGGAGUUUGGAACGCCGUCACAAAACACUGGCAGAAUCAGGACGUGGUUCCCAUCAGCAGCUACGACACCGCCGGCUCCUUCCUCAUCCUGGGCUGCAACAACGGAUCCAUCUACUAUAUUGAUGUGCAGAAGUUUCCUCUGAGGAUGAAGGAUAAUGAUCUGCUGGUGACGGAGUUAUACAGAGACCCGACUGAAGACGCCAUUACCGCCCUCAGUGUCUACCUCACCCCCAAAACCAGUGACAGCGGGAACUGGAUCGAGAUUGCAUACGGGACCAGCUCCGGAACAGUUCGAGUCAUUGUUCAGCACCCGGAGACGGUGGGCUCGGGGCCGCAGCUCUUCCAGACCUUCUCUGUCCACCGCAGCCCCGUCACCAAGAUCAUGCUGUCCGAGAAACACCUCAUCUCCGUUUGUGCCGACAACAACCACGUUCGGACGUGGACGGUGACUCGCUUCAGAGGGAUGAUCUCCACUCAGCCGGGGUCCACACCGCUCACCUCCUUCAAGAUCCUCAGCCUGGACGACGUGGACGGACACGGAGGCUGCAGCGCCGGGACGGAGAUAGGUCCAUAUGGAGAGCGAGACGACCAGCAAGUGUUCAUCCAGAGAGUCGUACCAGACACGGAUAAACUCUACGUCAGGCUGUCGUCUAAUGGGAAGAGGGUGUGUGAGGUGCGUUCAGUGGACGGCACGUCCAUCACGGCCUUCAUGGUCCACGAGUGCGAAGGUUCAAGUCGCAUCGGCUCUCGGCCGCGCCGCUACCUGUUCAGUGGCCACGGCAACGGCAGCAUCCAGAUGUGGGACCUGACCACCGCCAUGGAGAUCGCCGGCAAGGUCGACAUCAGAGCGCUGGGCGGGCCCACGGAGGAGGAGCUGCUGGAGCUACUGGACCAGUGUGACCUGGCUCUGACCAGAACACCUGACAGCACCCCGAGAGCCUCCACCUGCAGUCUUCACUCUCAGCUCAGUGAGGGCUUCAGGACGGAGCGUCUCCACUCUGCAGGAGGAGGACGAGGAGCCGGAGCUUUGGGUUCGUCUGCGUCACUGUGCGGCAGCCUCCCCCGGCAGGCUCCGCCCCCUGUCCCCCUCACCAAACCUGUCCGAGACCCCACCCUCUCGGGGCCCCAGGCGCUCGCCAUUCCUGCCUACGCCCACAAUUCCAGCUCCAGCCAGAGCUCCAGCCCCCGGCCCCCAAGACACCUUGACCGAGACAGAGAGUGGGGGUCUGUGCGGAGGGGGAGCUUCGUGGAGCGAUGCCAGGAGCUCGCUAAGGGUUCAGAGGCGACGGCAAACUCUGGGUUCGUGGUCCCAACUGGUUCUGAGGGCGUGAGGCGAAGCUUAGCGGUGUGCACCGAGUUAGAGGCCAGAUUUGGUCACAGGACCCCCACCACCUUCUCUGUGUCGCCCGGUGCACGCCACUCUCCAGGAACACCUUCUUCCCUCUCCUCAUCAUCGCCGUCAUCCUCGUCUUCGUCACACCGCAGGGCCACACCCACUCCUCCAACCAGCCCCGCCCCUGCAGCCGUGAGCCCAACCCGCUCUCAGGUGCCCGCCUCGCCCCGCCGCAGCGCCGCAACGUCUCCUGCUGACGUCCAGGCUUCACCUGAGACUCCAGCGAGUCCGGACAGCCCUGCCGCCGGACCACCCACCAGCCCCAAACCACACAUGAACGAGACCAGCUUCUGAUUGGCUGUUGGGACUGAGACUCAACCAACAGAUGAGUGGGAAACUUUAAAUCUUCCCUAAGAGGUUUUGCUCUCUGUCCUCACUUUGAGAAUCUGAGCUCUGUUGCCUAACAAACUAUUGUCAGAAAAUAAACCUGAAACAGCAGGAAAAAAACAAAACAUCUGGAAUUCAAAUAGCUGAAAGUAUCGAUUACAACUGCACUAAUAAAUAUUUCGACAUUAUCAAUAAAUCAGAUUGUGAUAAACUCCGCCCCCCAGCACAAACAGUUGAUAACGGUAACGUCAGCAGAUUUACUUUAGAUAGAUUUAUUUUAUGUUGACAAAGCAUUUAACUUCUCACGUCUGUGUGGCCUAAACCCCAGAAUGUAUGUAUAUAUUAAAUAUACACAUAUUUACUAUUGGGAUAAGACUGCCAUGGGCCGCUUAUUUUGGACAGCGUUCUUUUUUGCAGGAUCAUGCUCACCUUCACAUCACAUAAGAUGAUUCAUUUAAAGAAAUACAAAAAAGCCAUUCUACCAUAAUGAUACUGUAAAUCUGCAGUUGUUUUGAUUACAAAUAUAUGUGUCCAAAAAGAUUGCCAGUUUAACAACAGUUACUAAGGUGGAGACCAAAGCAGAGCUUAAAGAGAGAAAGAUGUCCACAACACACAGAAAGAAAUCAGUGAUGCAGGUUUGACUAACUUUAUCUUAGAUUUGUAGCUUUUUUUAUAACCAACAGAGGACGUUUGUAGUUUGUUUCUGGUAGCAGAUGAUUUCUUUCUUACCAGGACCUUUUUGUAUCUGCAGUAACAGUUUGACAAGAAACAACAAAAGUUUAUAUAAAAUCUUUAUUUUUUUAAUUUGUAUGAUUGAAAUCCGACAGUCUUGUUAGUUCAGCAGGUUUUCAUCUUGUUCAGUCUGUUAAUUUCUUUACAGAGCCAAGCCUGGACGCCUCACCGUCUCAGCCAAUCAGGUUUCAGCUCUGUCAGCUUAUAGUCUUUAAUUUCCAUCAAAGCCAAACGAACAUCUGAUAUCUGACAGAAUGACACUUAAAUCUAUGGCUCCCUGUUUAAUAAUACUUUACUGGAAAGAAACUUUGUUACUUUUACUUUUGUUACUAAUAAUAAAGGAGUUGUUAUUAUAUGUGGAAGACUAAAGCUGCCAUUACAAUAAAUAAAUGACUCAAUACAUGUUUAUUAUAUUAUAAUUAUAAUAAUAGAAAUAAAUGUGCAGGUUACACAGAAAUAAAAUG